Molecule: messenger RNA, 4191 nt
Organism: Mucor velutinosus
Lineage: Eukaryota; Fungi; Mucoromycota; Mucoromycetes; Mucorales; Mucoraceae
Exons: 2
Coding region: 1-4191 (1396 amino acids)
Biological process (GO): nucleobase-containing compound metabolic process
Molecular function (GO): nucleic acid binding; 3'-5' exonuclease activity
Source: RefSeq, a predicted model, not a curated record
AUGGGGAAAGUUACCAAACAUAGCAACAAUAAAGACAAAGGAAAAGCACGCAGCUUUUCUACCCUUCGAUUCUCUGCUACCAAAGGCUUUAUUUCGAAUCAAGCUACAAUCACACAAGCCUUCAAGCGAGUAGCUAAAUUCAAUGCAGCAGCAACAAGUAUUGAUCCUUCAAGCAGCUCAAAUCAGGGCGAGUCAUCAACAUCUGAAAGCCAAGAAGAGCUCUCUGUCCCUGAAGAGGCUGGAUUAGAAGAGGGUGAAGAGAACUGCGAGGCUGAAGACAAUGAUACUGUCCAAGAUCUCCCUCUCAACACUCAGCACAGAGACUUUUUCGAGUCUCUUUGUGCCCGCUUGCAUGAGGACGGACGUCCUGUUGAAUACGACAGGAAUACUUUUUGGGUGGAGCCAGUUAAUCCCUAUUUUGCACUGCUGAAGAAGUUACCGGCGAAAGAGGAACCCAAUAAAAGCCUAUAUCAACCUCGAGUAUUUCUGUGGCUACCUCAUCACUUGCUUCCACACAGGUCCAAGUCUUUAGAAUGCCCCAAGUGUAAAUCUCCAUUGAAAAGCAAAGGUUUCAACAAGGAUCCGCAUGCUAGAAGAAUCGUUGAUCUUGCAAGUUGUUUCUAUCUGUUGUCAUGCAGAUACGAAUGUACAGUGACUGGAUGCAAAAAGCCUGGAUUUGAAGACUCAUGGCAAUCUCACGACCCCAUCAUUAUGCGACAAUUGCCACAGGAGCUUCAGAUGGAAUUCCCUGCCGUUUUGACUAGCAAAGGAGGUGUUUCCAAAACUGUCGCAAAUCUCCUUCGUCCGUGCAUGCAAAACUCAAUGGGUCCUCAGAGAUUCCAAAAGUUACUCCGAGAAUUGCAUGUUCUUCGUCAUGAUCAGCUGGAACUCCAGUACUUACUGUCAUGUUUGGCUAAAAAGAAAGGACUCCUCCGAAACUAUUCGUUCCUCCCUUACUCGAAUUUUGAAGACCCUCACCAGUAUGCUGGUUAUGUACCAAGUGCCACUUAUUUCAGGACUUUGUACACAGCAAUGAUCGAGGAACUCAAGCCAAAGAUGGACAAACAUGCCAUGCUUCUUGACGGCAAGGUGCUUAAGUGCGAUCACUCUUUCAAAUUCCCGAAACAUAUCGCUAAAAUUGAGGAUGCUGGUGUAUUCACUGCCUUGUUCACCGUGACGAAUGAGUAUGAGGAGAUCGUACAUCAGGUUCUGGUCCCCUCAAAGUCCCUUAUCUAUCUGAAGCAUUCAUUGCAAAAAAUGAAAGAAGCAUACGAACUUUAUGGACAUGAGAUGCCGGUAGCUUUCUUCACUGAUAAUGUGCAAAGCGAUAAACGAUUCUUGGAGAGCAUCUUCGACUCUUUGAAGGUCAUUCAAGAGGUCCCACGUCAGCAAGAGACUGCAAACAGCAACGCAAACCGGUUAUUCCUCAGGCUGCCAAAUGAUGUUGAGGUAGACUAUCUCAAUCGUGAUGUAGGGUUGAUUAUUAGGAAGAUGAAGGAUCUGAAUGACAAGUUGACAGUCGAGAGAAACGCUGGCAAGCCCUCGGUUAUUGGACUUGACACAGAAUGGAAUGUGAAUGACGAUCCGCAUUACGAUCAAGUUGAUGUCAUUCAGAUUGCUCAUGGCAAUACAGUGGACGUCCUGCAUAUUGAUAGAUCCUGGCUCGCACUUCCCAAGGAGCUUGUAGAUGUGCUUGUAAAUGCUGAUAUCACGAAAGUUGGAAGAAGCAUUGGUGUUGAUUUCUCUCGUCUCAAUAAUCGGUUCGGAAUUGAAUGCAAAACGAAGUUGGAGCUAGGAUCAUUCUGUUCUGCACGGCAGCUAAUCUCAACAGGUACAAUGUCAUUGUCAGACAUUUCGCUAUGUAUACUUGGUGCCCCUCUUGAUAAAGGCCCUCAAAGAAGCGCAUGGAAUAUGGCUGACCUCUCGCCAGAUCUUCUAAAUUAUGCUGCAAUUGAUGCUUGGGCUAGUUUGGCCAUCUACAGUGUUGCUGCGAAUCAUCUGCCUGUUGGUAAUCGUGUGCUUCCUACCUGUCCAGUUGGUUCGUUUGUAGAUGUGAUGCCUCCACGAAACAGUCAAGCUGUUGCCUACGGCGAAAUCGUGGUUAAUGGUAGCACAGCAACUGUAAGAAUUACAAAAGUAUAUGUUCCUGGAUAUCUGGCAAAUGGUAUUGCUUUGCAAACAUAUGGUGAACCACCAUUUGAACUGAGAGUUCCUGCAGCUCAUCUCAUCACAGCUGCUUCACCAUCUGAAGCCUCGAGUAUUUCCUCUGCUAAUCCUACCGCCCCUAGCGAUCCUGUAAUAGCUACGCCAGUAAGCAAUCCCAAUGCUAUUAUGGAGUCAGAAAUUCAGUCAAAGAUGCAAGAGAUUUUUGGUGAUGCUAUAGACAGGGUUGACAAGGCUGGCUUUACCAGUGGCUAUCGACAGUUUGCUUGGUAUAAUGCUGAUCCCAAAAUUGCUUUUACUCGCGUCGUCAAAGACAUUUUUCAUUUGAUGGAUAUGAUCAAGCCUUAUAAGAGACACACCUUGUAUAAGCAAUUCACUAGAAAAUUUAGUGAAAGCUUAUUUACGAUUGAUGAGACUGACAAAGAAAAGGUCAUCGCGGCAUUUGCACAGAAAAGACUUAGGGAUCCAAGCUUUACACACACCUGGGAUUCGAAGAUGAAAUACGAUCGUGCGUGGUUGUGGAGAAGAGUACGAAGAAAGGUGUCUGCUCCUGAAGUGUUGCUUCCUCUUUUAAAAUCCUUGUUUCUUUCUUACGGCCCUCUGAAGUGCGCAAAAUCUGGAAGAGCACUGUUUGAUAAAAAAUCUUGGGAUCAAGCAGCUGCUGUCUUGAGAACAGUGCAGUUAGGCCAUGUGUCUGAUCCGCCAGAUGUACAAUUGUACAUUAAGACAGGAAAAUUGGACGAUCUCAAGCUGACACUCUAUAGAUGCAUCCGUGGAACAAACUCUUUAGAAGGCGGAGUCCAUCAGAACUUGAUUCGCAAGUUUGGGUCGUUUGGUGCUGGUCCAGAGCUGGCUAAUGCGAUGCUUACUGAAUACAGGCUGAGACAUAAUCUCGACGUGGGUUCAAAGAACAGGCAUUCAGUCAUUUACAAAAGCCAUUAUGAUCCCUGGCUAGUUCAGCAUAUUGAUCUCUUGCGUCAAAAAAUGGGAUUCAGUGCUGACACAAGAAACAUCGCUUUGUCUGUGAAUGCUUUGGAAUAUUGCGGUUCUGGUGAGCUCUUUGGUAUAUGCCCUUUACCAAAUGAAGAGAUGGUCAAAAUUGGUAUCUUGCCCUCUGAGAUCACGGAUGAGAGCUUGCCUCUUAUAGACAAAACAAUUCCACAGCUCCAAGACACUGUCUUCAUGAAAGUUGGGUCAACUUUGCGCUCACAUCUUGGCCGUUACAAGUUUGUUGCAAACAAUCAAUGUACAAAGUUUGCCGUGCUCGCUGUCCAUACGAUGAAGGAGAAAUCCGAAUUCAGGGUCAUUUAUGAAACUCACUACAAGAAUAGCAACAAUAGAAGGAUAAAUUUUGUUGAUUUUGCCAGCAAGUUCAAUGAAAAGGCCAACGGUAUUGAUAUAUUCUAUAAAACCACGGAUCAUCUCGAGAAGUAUUAUAAAGAUUUCGAAUUACAAGACGGAGUAUCCAAAACAGAGGAGAUUCAUCAAAUAGCUUUGAGACUCAUUGAGCAUCAAGUCGUCUCCACUAAUCAGCCUUCUCAACUACUGCCAGCAGCAUCACCAAGAAUACCAUCCAUCAACAAUAUUUUUGCUGUCGUUUCUGCUGCCACAAUUGAUGCACAAAUACCGCCGCCAUCUGUUUCAUCGCAACUGCUUCAACCGCAACCACAACAGCCACACCUACAGCACAAUGUCCUCCCUGCUGGCUACUAUUUCCAGCCAUCAUUGCCUGUUCCUAGCCACAGACUACAAGAUGUCUUGCCCGUUCCUGAUCACAGGCCCCAAACUGCCUUGCUGGUCCCAACACACAGGUUCAUCUCACCUCGACUGCAGAUGUGCCAUCCACAUCCCUACCAGAAAGCACCAGUAAUAACAAAAAGGGUUACAGCAAGAAAGUGUAAAGGUUGUGGAAGUGAAGUCUGCAAUGGUAAAAACAAACGAACAGACUGUAGUAGUCCAAGAUGUUUGAAAUGUGCUGCGACAUCUGGCUGUCCAGGUAUCUGGGAUGCCAAAAAUUGCAACAGGUGA